AUGAAGAAAGGCAAACUUGAACCCACAAAGCCAAAGCAUGCGAAUGAGAAAUUCGAAAAUGUCGACUCCAAACAUGUGGCAACCACGCUUCGUGAUCAGGAGGCAGUCGCUGUCAUCAUGUAUCGAAAUGCAGCUUGUGCUGACCCGCAGGCUAACGAUGUCUGGCCUCAUUUGCGAGACUUGAUCAAAUUACCCUCGAGGUAUUACCGUGUCGACAAAGGCCUGAAGAGACAAGCAUGUCCUACAGUACGUCGGCGCCCGGCAAAACUAUCCAAGAUACAUUCGUCUUCCGAUGUGUUUACGCCACAACUGUGGAACCCACCCCCCGGCCGACCGCACUGGGGACUUCCUGUCGAGUUGGUUGAGAUGAUAGCUGGCUACCUAAAUCGCGAUGACAUCAAGUCGUUGCGCCUGGUCAGCCGCGAACUGAACCAGACUGUUUCACAAACAUUGUUCAAGACCGUCGUGGUCCCUUUCAAUACAGAGAUCUAUGGCAUGUUAGGACCGAAACAAGGAUUGGAUGUGAAAGGCAAGAAGAAGGCAGACAUAUCCAACUUCAUCUGGAAGAAUGCUAAAGGCGACGAUGUUUACAACGGCCAUGGUCUAGACGUAUUCCGUGGUUUUGGUGCGCACAUCAUCAAAUAUGGUAUGAGUUUCGAGGUCAGCGAGGUUGCCCUUGCGAAGCCGCCUGUCAAAACCCUUACCGAGCGCCAUGAAAGCUUCUGGGGUACCUUCGACUGGCCCUUCAUAGAGUAUCGACGUUUCGAAGACGUUGCGGGUUUGGAGUCAGCGGCCGAUGAAACCCCUCGCAUGAAGACUGCUUUCUCUGAGCUUGCUAAAGUCAAAGAGCUGGCGCUUUCCGUGGAUGCCGGUCUUGGCUGGCUCAAUGGACCUGAUCGAUCGAUCCGCGCACGCAUCCUCGAACGACCCCCUGAAGUAUUCGGGCUUCUGAAAGACAUCCCUGAUCGUCGCACGCACGCACAGCAUGAACUAUGGAGCCACAUCGAAGCUUGCCACGCAUCGGCUGAGAGCGAUCUGACUUUAGCAACACUAUACAAGCUGGAGAUAAACCGACCACCAUCUGACGCUCAGAUCGCCAACCUAGCUCUGGAUCCGCAGCCUGAGAUGCCAUUUGUGGACCCGCGUUUGGUCUCUGAGGCACUCCCUCAUGAUACCACAGACCUGCUGGUGCCGGCGUCGUUCGAUGAUCCGGAAGUUCUCGAUCGAUUUGUGGCACCUCAGACCCCUUCGAGCGCUGGCUUCCUCUACACUUCAAAGAUUCAUCCAGUCGACGCUGGACAACUUAUUAGUCCAGUUAUUCCAUCCACCCUCACGAAAGCGCAGAAAGAGUGGUUAAUGGAAACAGAGUGGGCCCAGAAAGCCUUCAUCUCGUCGUAUAUGCUUUCGGUCAUCGAUAAUCCCAAGACAUUUCAUCAAGUUCAUACUCUGAAUAUCUCACGCCUCUCUGACCGCUACGUUUCUUUGCUCAAUCGGCAAGACUUCUGGUCCGCGUUACCAAAUUUGAGCAACGUCACAUUGAUGGUCUUACCUGGCUGGCGGACCAUAUGCAAAGAUGAUGCAGGCAUUGUGGAUACCCCUAAGAUCAACCCUUCCUCCGAGAUUAAUUCUGUAGUCACACUUUUGAAGCGCAUCAUCAGUGAUCGACCAAAGAUCCACACCUUGACCGUUGGAUGGGCGACUGGUGGUGAGCAUGCCGAGGGUGUGCAUGCCAGAAACAAGCUGCUUCAGCCUGCACCGUUGGUUGCCCUCGAUAUGAUCACGAAUCAAAGUUCUGCAGCGCUGCAGAUGGCACUAUUGCAGUUUCCUUAUGUGGAGCAUUUUACUCUCAAGAACUGCUGGAUAACACCGCUUCUUCUGCAAGAGUUUGUCAAGGCACACGACCAUCUCAAGUUGAAACAUUUAAUACUUGACUCUGUCUCCCUGACUGGUGUAUUGAGACCUCAACAAAACGUAGCUAUAGCCGCCCAGCAAGCGAACAACAUAGGCGGAAACCCCUGGGUACCGGGACUUGCACAAGCUCAAGUAUUGCAUGCGCAUACCUUGGCAUUGCAUGGCAAUCAUCAGCACAACCUUCUGAACCCACAACAGCUGUUCCAAGCCCAGCAUCAGCUGCUGCAAAUCCAGCUUCUACAAUUGCAAAAUAUACCAGGCGGUAAUCAAGUUCAAAUGCAGGCACUGCAGGCUCAACUACAGCACCUCGCGACAAGUGGUCCAGCACAGGUCAACAAUGGGACUAAUGGGAACGCUAAUCAGCUCCAAGUUCACGCACCUCUCUUGAAUACCAUACAGCAGAUUCUCCAGAACCACGGUCAGUGGCAAGUGCAGCAUGUGCCGCAAGGACCCAACGUCGUUACAGGUGCACCGUCUGCUACAGCCAGCCAGACUCUCCUGACAGCUCGGCCUCGGGAAGGUUCAUGGGUAGAAGUGAUUGACACUAUUACACCGGGACUCAAUCUCAAGGAUUUCGGCUCUGAGUAUUCCCAAGCAGACGAGGAGCGCACGACGUCUUUGAAGAGUAUCGAUUUUGUUUCCUGUGGAUAUGCUCGCCUCCCAUACUCGCCUUUCGAGCAAGGCAUCCUCGAAGAUAGGAUUGGAGCCGGUGGACGGCGCCCCGACCCUGUCUUCAACAAGCGUGCUCAGACGCUCCUGCCGUCGAUGCUGAGUGCCAAGUGGCCUCUGCUAGGCGAAAUCUUGCAAGAGACAAGCGCCGAAGAGCUCGCCACCUUGUAUGCAGGUUGGAAUCUGGAAGCAGGCUGGAAAGAUGAGGAUUUAGCGAAAGCACCACAAUACGAUGGUCUGCUGCCUGGUGGAACGGGUAGGUUCACGGGCGUUGUGCAUGCAGACGACCGACUUGUUCACGAGGCGACUGCUAGUUAG
Paraphaeosphaeria sporulosa is the source of this 2898-nucleotide messenger RNA. RefSeq lists its product as uncharacterized. Gene Ontology annotation, molecular function: protein binding. The coding region runs from base 1 to 2898 and encodes 965 amino acids. NCBI's taxonomy places the organism in Eukaryota, Fungi, Ascomycota, Dothideomycetes, Pleosporales, Didymosphaeriaceae. The record is from RefSeq and is a predicted model, not a curated record. The transcript has 2 exons.